Aphanomyces invadans is the source of this 729-nucleotide messenger RNA. RefSeq lists its product as hypothetical. NCBI's taxonomy places the organism in Eukaryota, Oomycota, Saprolegniomycetes, Saprolegniales, Verrucalvaceae. The coding region runs from base 1 to 729 and encodes 242 amino acids. The transcript is spliced from 2 exons. The record is from RefSeq and is a predicted model, not a curated record. Gene Ontology annotation, molecular function: nucleic acid binding.
AUGAGUUCGGCCCGACGCACGCAACGGGAGUUGUGCGAAAAAGCCAAGCGUGAAAUAGUAACCGUGCUCCAAGACAGCCUCUGCAUGGGCAAGCUACCGCACGGAACCAUCAAGGCCACGCUACAAAAAGGGUCAACAAAGUCGUUGAAAAAGGGCCGCGUCGGACGCAAGGCCCGAUACACAACCGACGAAAUAAAAGCGGCAAUUCAAGAAGUACCUCAUCAACAACGGAGCACGAUGCGUGACUUGUCCGACGCCACCGGCAUCUCUGCCUUCACACUUAACAAAGCUCUCAAGACGGGAGUCGUGCAGCGACGCUCGACGCGCCUCAAAACUCUGCUUACCGACGCCAAUAAGUACGAGCGUUUGGAUUUCUAUUGUGCCCACCUUGUUCUGUCCCGCUCGGCCAUUGACGAAUACUUGGUUGCCGUUGCCGAAGGCAACGGCUCCAGCUCCGACGAAACCACCAGGACCGGCUCUCCAAGCGAAGUCCCAUUUUCGGGCAUGUGGGAUGUCGUCCACCUAGACGAAAAAUGGUUCAAUGCAGAUAAGGACCGGCGCAAAGUGUACCUUGUGGAUGGUGAGGAAGUGAAGCCGCGUGGGUGCAAGUCCAAGCGGUUCUUACCCAAGGUGAUGUUCCUCUGUGCCGUGGCCCGACCACAACCAGCGCUCGGUUUCGAUGUCAAAAUCGGGCUUUGGCCUUUUGUCGCUGCAGCGGCGCGAAGCUGA